GCUGACGCCAAGCAAGAGGAGAAGUUGAAGGCGGAUAAGGCCAAGGAGCUGCAUUCGGAGAAAGAUUUGAAUUCUGGUUUUGGUGAUUACAUGCGCUCGCCGGAAGCUGUGGAGAUAAUGAAACUCUUCGUCUUCGCCAAUACCAUCAUGCUAAUUGUUACAAUGGCUUGGCCGAAUUUCAAAGAGCAAUAUUAUAUGUUGAGGGAAUGGUUGGAAUCCUUCCAGGUGGCGCAGUAAUUUAAAAUAUAAAAAACAAAAGAAAAAUAUAUUAAAAUUUAUUUAAACAUAUUAAAGGAAAAUAAAACUACAUACGUAAUUUAACUUAAUCAAAAUAUGAACAUAUUUACUUACAUAUAUUACUCACUUACAUAUUUAUCCACGCUAAAUGAAAGUAAAAUAUAAACAAAAUAAUUAACAAAAAAAAAAAAGAAAAAAUAAGGUGAUCUCAACAUAUAACGAAAAAUAAAUUUGAUUUUUAUUAAACAAACUUCAACAUGGUUGGACCCUUCAUGCAGGGUGUCCUCCUCAUGGGCAUUAUCUAUUGGUACUCUAAAGGUAUGCUCUCCUUGAUUAACGACUACUAUCGCAGCGAAAUACAACGCAAGAUAAGCGGUGACGGGCCAGUAAAUGUGUCUAGCGAAUUUCUAAAUGUCGAUCAAAUAGUGGAAUAUCAUCUGGAUCAGAUCAAGAACGAGAGUGAGCAGCAAGAGGCUGCUGUGGCUUUAAGGUCAACAACAAAAGAAAUUUUCAAAAUAAACGAUACUGGUGGAGCGGAAUUGUUUGAAAACCUCAACUCGAAAAUGGAUAAUGUAAAGUUUUCAACGGAAAGGGAUUUUUGUAGACGGGCUACGCGCCUGGAAGAGUUCUACAAAAUAGUGGAACGUAAAAGUACUAUAUAUAGAUGUUUGUAGAAUUAGAGAAAACUAGAACGACAAAAUAUAAGCUACAAUUAAAAGAAUUUAUAAAUAAAUGUCUACAUGUAUUCAUAAAUAAUCAAUUAAUAAUUUUGCUCAACCCAAACAAAAACAACAUCAGUGAAGAACGGCUACCACACUUAAGGAGAAUAACUGAAUUGCAAAGGUUUAAAUAAUUAAAUCACAAAUAUUUAUACAUACUUAAUCAAAUAAUUAUUGUGUUGUGUUGAAAAUAUAUAAAGCCCAUAUAAAUAUAAAUAUAUAUAUAUAAAUAUAAUAUAUGUCUUCAAAAAAAUAUGCAAAAUAUAUGGAAUAUUAUAAAAAUAUCGCCAGUAAUCAAUUAACACACACAGUGACAAUGCGCUGUUUAUAUAAUUAUAUACAUAUAUACUCAAAGGAAUUAUAUAUAUUACAUAAACAAAUAUAUUACAGCUUACCAAAAGAACAAAAAAAAAAAAAAUAAAUAAAAAAUAAUAAACAAAUGCACUUCUUCAAAUCUUAUAUAACUUUACAACUCACUCAUGUUUAUAUACAAUUAUUGAACACGUAUUAACGUAUUAAAGGUUAUAUAUUAUUAAUAUCAAACGUUAAAAACAGCUUGAGGAUCUUUACCAAUACUAACUAAUAUGAAUAUCAAAUAGAAAAAAAAAAAAAAAAAAAAAAAAAAAAAAAAAAAAAAUUAAUAAAAAAUAAAAAAUAUAUAUAUAAUUACUCACACUAUAUGUUAUAUGUAGUUUAUAUCUGUUAGCUUGGUCUGAGUUAUAACAUAAAUUACGUAAAUGGCUUGAAUAAAAAUUCCGUAUCCUGUGUUAA
Molecule: messenger RNA, 1727 nt
Organism: Ceratitis capitata (Mediterranean fruit fly)
Lineage: Eukaryota; Metazoa; Arthropoda; Insecta; Diptera; Tephritidae
Exons: 2
Coding region: 495-911 (138 amino acids)
Source: RefSeq, a predicted model, not a curated record